ACCAUGGCUUCUGGAGUUACAGUGAAUGAUGAAGUCAUCAAAGUUUUUAAUGAUAUGAAAGUAAGGAAAUCUUCUACACAAGAGGAGAUCAAAAAAAGAAAGAAAGCAGUUCUCUUCUGUUUAAGUGAUGACAAAAGACAAAUAAUUGUAGAGGAAGCAAAGCAGAUCUUGGUGGGUGACAUUGGUGAUACUGUAGAGGACCCCUACACAUCUUUUGUGAAGUUGCUACCUCUGAAUGAUUGCCGAUAUGCUUUGUAUGAUGCCACAUACGAAACAAAAGAGUCUAAGAAAGAAGACCUAGUAUUUAUAUUCUGGGCUCCUGAAAGUGCACCUUUAAAAAGCAAGAUGAUUUAUGCUAGCUCUAAAGAUGCCAUUAAAAAGAAAUUUACAGGUAUUAAACAUGAGUGGCAAGUAAAUGGCUUGGAUGAUAUUAAGGACCGCUCAACACUUGGAGAGAAAUUGGGAGGCAAUGUAGUAGUUUCACUGGAAGGAAAACCUUUGUAAAAUGACAGGUGCCAUCUGGAUGUUAAGGAGCUUACAUUUCUCCAGCUCAGUCAAUUGGAUUAGUAUUAGUUUUGUUUAUUUUUUUUCUCUCCCUUCCAACACAAUGAAUGAAGGAGAUACCAUUUAUUUAAGCAACCUAUCAGUGAUGGCCAUUAGAUUGUUUAAUA
Molecule: messenger RNA, 671 nt
Organism: Choloepus didactylus (southern two-toed sloth)
Lineage: Eukaryota; Metazoa; Chordata; Mammalia; Pilosa; Megalonychidae
Product: cofilin-2
Exons: 1
Coding region: 4-504 (166 amino acids)
Biological process (GO): actin filament fragmentation; actin filament severing; cell motility
Cellular component (GO): cytoplasm; actin cytoskeleton; actin cortical patch
Molecular function (GO): actin filament binding
Source: RefSeq, a predicted model, not a curated record